Molecule: messenger RNA, 4937 nt
Organism: Sclerotinia trifoliorum
Lineage: Eukaryota; Fungi; Ascomycota; Leotiomycetes; Helotiales; Sclerotiniaceae
Source: the annotation of a GenBank genome assembly
CAACCAAUUGAGCAAGGAGGGCCUUGUUUGGUCCAUGAGGGAUUUAUCUCCCAGAUAUAAAUUUCGCGGCUAGUACCAGCCACGAAUGUACGAAGUGUUGGUGAAUAAAAGUUUCCAAAUGGGUCUUCCCCCACAAAUACCAAGCAAGACCUGAACAAUCCAGUUUGAUAAUAUAAUUAACAGGUUCAAUUUUGUAUGAGCGAUUUGAAUGCAACGCCUUAGGUGCAGAAGAUGAAAGGAAUUGAAUAUCAUGCUCAAAUUUUAUUCCAAUUCAGGAGAUAUCGCUAUCAGAUUGGCUUACCCUCUACGCCAAUCGCUUACAGAUCUAGACCAUAUUCGGUUUCUGGAAUGAAGAAGUGAAUUCUAUUAUGUGCAGUUGUAUGAUGGGAACAGUUUUUGCUACUGCUAUGUUGCUGUCAUUCGAUUGGAAAAUCCCUCACGGAAAUUACACCGCAAUCAGGAAAUUGGAAAGAUGCUCCCACGCUUGUACCGAUACACAAUUAUACAAUGUCAACAAAAGGGACAAGGCCCAUUAAUGUGGGAAAUUCUCGCACUGCCUGCCUGCGAGCACGGCGAGUGCGUUUGUUAGUAUAUUUCUAAACGUCAAAGUUCUUUUCUGAAGCCUUUAAGUUCUUUGAUCUCCUUCAACAUUCCAGUCAAUUAAAGUCAUUGGCUUGCUUGAUAUUCCAAAAAGAUUCUCAUUGUGUUAUCCUCGUUGCUUUCACUCUCCGGUGCCUAUUCACAACUCCUUCACUGAACGACGAGGCAAAGCCGCUCCGAGCAGAGCGCUCGUGUUAUACUGCUGGGCUGGGCUUGUUUUGCCUACUUGCUUGCCAAUCUUAGCGUUGGCAAAGCUGCAGUGGCAAUACAUUUUGCCAAACUGUUGGUCAACUGCUGCGAAUUUAGAACCUUAUAUUUCAAACAAAACUACAACGAUCAUAGACAUGGAGGGAAAAGCCAUGUACGCCACAUCUGAGGAGCAGGAUGACGAAAUUUUCCAAGUCCAACCUAGACCAGAAAUGCGAAUCAGAUUCGGCGCUCAAGAUGAAGAGGCAGGCAGACAGAUGAGCGCACUUCCUAGAAUGGCUCGGACAAUCACAAAUAGCUCACAACUAUCGGCUACAAGUUCAAGACGUCGCAGAGUGUCUAUCGAUCCAGCAACUGCUUUGCCCAUUACUUACCGCACAGUCUCAUUUGCAAUUGAAGAGAGUAAGGAAAUACAAAGGGCUGAAGCAGAUCGUGCAAAGAAGGAUGCGGCAGCUGAGCUUGGUGAUUUAGAGUGGCAUACUCUGUCCACAGACGACGUAAUAGGCCGGCUAGAGACUUCAGUUACUGAAGGUCUCUCCAAGGAACAGGUCGAGGUCAAAACGAAAGAGUUUGGAAAGAAUAUGCCUUCGAAACCACCGUCGGACUUGUUCUCGAGGGGUAAGUCUGUUCCCAUAUGUCUUAGCGUUACACAAACGCAUUUCCUUUAGUCGUUUGAAUAGGCUCUAACACUCUCAAUUCUUAGUCUUUGGGUAUCUGUUUGGUGGAUUUGGAUCCGUCUUAUUGAUCGGUGGUAUUCUGGUCACUAUCACUUAUGAACCACUCGGAGAGCCGAAUCCAGCACAGGCCAAUCUAGCCCUUGCGAUUGUCCUCUAUGCUGUCUUCCUCAUCCAAGCCUUAUUCAACGCAUGGCAAGACUGGUCAUCGUCUCGUACAAUGGCGUCCAUCUCUGGCAUGCUUCCUGAUGACUGCUUCGUCCUCCGCGAUGGCAACCGCGUAGAGCUUGCCGCAAUCAGUCUAGUUCCCGGUGACAUUCUUUAUAUAAAGUCUGGUAAUAAGCUGCCAGCAGAUGUUCGUUUUAUUGAAAUCUCAUCUGAUGCUAAGUUUGAUCGCUCUAUCUUGACUGGAGAAUCACAACCUAUUCCCGGUUCAGUUGAGAAUACAGAUCUCAAUUAUUUGGAGACGCAUAACAUUGGUAUGCAGGGAACGCAUUGCAUCUCUGGAAGCGCAAUAGGAGUCACUGUCAGCACGGGAGAUAAGACAGUGUUUGGUAAGAUUGCUAAAUUAACCAAUACUCCGAAGACAGGUAUGACCACAUUGCAGAGGGAGAUCUUGAGGUUUAUCAUAAUCAUCUGUUCCAUUAUGGUGUUCUUCAACAUAGUUGUCAUCGUAUGUUGGGCCGCAUGGUUGCGACAUUCACAUCCCGACUGGAUCACCGUUGCUGGAUUAAUUGUUGGUGUGUAGUUUUUCUUUAUUUAGCUCAUCUCAUCUAUCACUUGAUUUUGGGGGGAGAAAGUUUGACUAACGGGUUUCUAGAUAUCGUGACGGUGGCAGUUGCAUUUAUCCCUGAGGGCUUACCUAUCGCACUAACCGCUUCAUUGACCAUUACUGCAAAUAUUAUGAAAAGGAACCAAGUUCUAUGCAAGUCAUUAAAGACAGUCGAGACCUUGGGAGCUGUAUCAGUCAUCUGCUCAGAUAAGACUGGGACAUUGACAAAGGUAACCCAAGUAGCACUCAUCUUUAGACAUUUCGAGGAUCUCUGGCUAACUAGUCGUCUUCUCAGAAUAAAAUGUUUGUAACGGAGUGCUCAAUUGCAGAAAAGACAAUGAAUCCGGAGAAAGCCGUCGAAUUUCAAAAGUCCAAUGGUAAUACUACCAAUUGUGUGGCCCAAUUGCGAUCCCUAGCAGGCCUAUGCAAUGCAGGCGAAUUCGAUGCUGCGACGCUCAAUUUACCUCUUGCAGAACGAAAGAUUGCCGGAGACGCGACAGAUCAGGCGGUUCUCCGACUGUCAGAAGCAUUCGGGGAGGUUCGCCAGUUACAUAUGUUAUGGAGAAAGACUUUCGAGCUAGCAUUCAACAGCAAGAACAAAUUCAUGAUAAGAACUCUGACGCUAUCCGACCCUGAAGGUCUGGAACUUGCAGUAUCACCUCAAGAGCAGGCAGAAUGGAAAAAAGAGGAUCUGCUGUUGACUAUUAAAGGUGCCCCAGACAUUCUUGUGGAACGUUGCACUAAAUAUGUUGGUGAGGAUGGUCAUGUGUACCCACUAAACGCGGAUAUGAGGAACUCUAUAGAAGUGAUCAAAAACAAAUGGUCAAGUCAGGGAAAGCGGGUGAUCUUACUUGCGAGGAAAGUGCUCACCGGCCAUCAAAGACAGCAUAACCCCGAAAACAACACUUUUGAGGCCGAGAUUAUGCGACAAGCUAGCAGCGAUUUGAUUCUAGUGGGGCUUGUCGGCAUUGUGGAUCCUCCCCGAGAUGAAAUACCAGAGGUAGUAAAAGUUCUAAGGAGAGCUGGCAUACGAAUCUUCAUGGUCACUGGCGAUUUUAAACUUACUGCUCAGGCUAUUGCUAUAGAAUGUGGUAUCAUCACUAGUCCUACUGACAUGAUUCAUGAUGUUUCUAAGCUCAACAGAAAUGGAUUGGAGACACCAAAAAGUGUUUCGAGCGGUGUCAUCUCUGAGAAAGAUGCAGACUCGAAGCAUGAAGACGCGAGGUCCAUAACUCUGAGUGGCCCGGAGUUGAUCAGUUUGAAUGAUAGUCAAUGGGAUCAACUCUGUCAGUAUGAAGAAAUUGUCUUCGCACGUACGACUCCUGAGCAGAAGCUACGAAUUGUCAAAGGUAUGCUCCUGAAAUCAACCCACACGUCAAUAUGCACAUGGCUGACAACAGUACAGAAUUUCAAAAACGCGAGAACAUAGUAGGGAUGACCGGCGAUGGAGUCAACGAUGCUCCAUCCCUAAAAGCCGCUGACAUUGGUAUUGCACUUGGGAGUGGCUCCGAUAUCGCAAUCGAAGCCGCUGAUAUGGUCCUGUUAGACUCUUUCGGCGCUGUCGUUGAAGCCGUCAAAUACGGUCGUGUAGUCUUUGACAACCUCAAGAAAACCCUCAUCUACCUUCUUCCCGCCGGAACAUUUUGCGAAUUCCUUCCCAUCAUUACGAAUGUGAUUCUCGGUCUUCCUCAAAUCCUCAGUUCUUUCCUCAUGAUUAUGAUCUGUUGUCUUACGGAUUGUGCUGGUGCGACGGUUCUUGCUUAUGAAAAACCGGAAGCUGAUGUGCUUUUGAGGAAGCCAAGAGAUGUCAAGAAAGAUAGGUUGGUUGAUUGGAAAUUACUCUUCCAUGCGUAUGUCUUUCUGGGUAUGCAAGAAGCUAUUGCGUCGUUCGCCAUGGCGUAUUGGUAUUGUCAACGGCGAGGAGUUACGUUUUCAAUCUUGUGGUUGGGAUAUGGAAAGUACCCGCCUCAUUUAAAUGAUGAGCAUGUCCAAAACGUGUUAGCUGUGGCUAGCAGUAUUUACUUUGUCAAUUUGGUUAUUAUGCAAUGGUUCAACUUGAUGGUAAGUCGCUCUUCUCCGCUCCGAUCUUCUCUUCUUUCUCCUCAGCCCUUUUAACUAAAUCUCUCCUUUCGAACUUUACUAACCCAAACCCAGGCAACCCGCACUCGCCGUCUCUCAAUCUUUCAACAACCUCCCGCCUUUAACAAAGCAACACAGAAUCUCUGGCUCUUCCCAGCCAUAAUUUUCGCCCUCGUCGUGAUUUUCAUCUUCCUCUACAUACCAGGAUUAACAUCUGCAAUCAACAGUAGCCCUAUUCCAGCGGAAUAUUUCUUCUUUCCAUUAUGUUUUGGUAUGUGGAUACUUUUCACAGAUGAGGUGAGGAAGUUCUAUGUGAGGAAGUGGCCGGAAGGAUGGUUGGCAAGGAUAGCUUGGUAGAGGGGUUGCAUGGUAGAUACUUUUUUAUUUGAGGAGAGAGGAAAAAGGGGAUGGGUUUGUAUUUAGUGUGGAUGGUGCGACAUGGUUGGUGGUAUGCGUUGAGAUUGUAGAAAUCGAACGGCUUUAUUUUAAAUUUAAUGGGUGGCAUUGUCGUCGUAGAGAUUAUGAACAUGAUGACACUAGAUUACACUUUAGACAGACGCUUUUAUGAACGAUAAAGCAUUGCGAUGCAUUUUCGUGUAAUAUAA